AUGGCAGACGACGACCUUUCCGACCUUGAGGACAAGAUCUUGGACCAGCUGCACCAGAUCCGCACGCUGAAGGAGCAGAAAAAGGCCCAAAGCGCGGUCGAGUCCGACGAGGAGGAUCCACGCGAGUCGACCCAAACACCGUAUUUCCGCAAGCACCGCGCGGCCGAGAAGAAGAUCCUAACCAAAAUCAGCACUUCGAAGCCUGAAACGGACUCGUUCGCACAGCGACUCGACACUUUCAACCUACAAUUGUCACACGAGACAGAAAAACGACGCAAGUUCCAAGAGCAGAUCCGCGAGUUGCGCGUGCUCUCGUUCGACGAAGAGUUGCUGCGCCAGAAGAUCAACAAUGCGGUCGACGACGUCGACACAUACUCAAAGCACAGGCUCUCGAAACGGUACUAUUCCCAGGACACACUUGAGAAGCUAUUGAAAAAUAUCGAGCCGCUGCGUGUGCACCACGCGCUGGCCAAGAUCCACGCGCCAAACUUCGACCCGCCGCAGUACGCAAAUUUCGCCGUUGUCGGCGUGGUGGCAGCGAAGUCGGAAGCCAAACAAACGGCCAACGACAAGACGAAAUACAUGUCGGUUCAGCUAUCCAAUUUGAAGCAGCAGCUCACUCUCACGCUGUUCUCCAAAGCGUUCAAAAAAUACUACAAAUUGCGGCUUGGAGACGUUGUGGCGGUGCUGAACCCGCAGAUCUGGGUGCAGCGCGAGCGCACCGGGUUUGCGCUCUCGCUCAAAGAGGACUACGACGCGAUCCUCGAGAUCGGCCACGCACGUGACUUUGGGCUCUGCAAAUCGAUCAAGAAAGACGGCUCUCUGUGCCACACGCCCAUCGACCUCUCCAAAACGCAGCACUGCGACUACCAUACCGAGCUCAGUUUCAACCGUACCGCGUCUAAACGGCUCGAACUCACGGGCAACUCCAAAAUGUUCACUCCGACAGAAGACGGCGUGAAGCAGGCGAUGUACAUGUCCACCAAGCGCAAAAACGGCCGCGAGCAGCUGGACGGGCUGCUGGUCGCCGACGCGUCGGUCCCGAAGCAAGAUGUCGGCCGGCUGUAUUUCUCGAACCCGGACGUGUCGAGAGCGUUUUUCGACGACUCUUAUUCGAACCCAAAACUGAUCAACGAUCUCCAGAGCGCAAAAUCGCGCCUGGCACGCGUGAAAAACGAAAAACGGCUGCGUCAGAAGCUCGUCGCGCUCGCCGAUGGCGACACGCUCAAAGACAUAAGUCUCGAGACCCCGGAGUCGCGCGAGAGCCGGCAAAAGGCCACCAAGGUCGCAUUCGACCCGCAAACGAUGGUGCGCAUCGGGUUCAACCCGACACAGCGCAUCUUCGAGAAGCGCAAAGAGCGGGGCGAUGCGACCGCGCGGUCGGAACGCGUAGCACAGCUGCUGAGCACGGCAAAAACAGAAAAAUCGCUAAAAAGAACGAGGGAGGAAACACUACGCAGACAGAGGAUCUACGGGAAGCACGAGGCCCCCACAAUGGUGGAACUAAGUAGUUCGGACGAGGAAUAA
Ogataea parapolymorpha DL-1 is the source of this 1527-nucleotide messenger RNA. RefSeq names its product Minichromosome maintenance protein 10. Gene Ontology annotation, cellular component: replication fork protection complex; nucleus. Gene Ontology annotation, biological process: DNA replication; DNA replication initiation. Bases 1 to 1527 code for a protein of 508 amino acids. Gene Ontology annotation, molecular function: DNA replication origin binding; single-stranded DNA binding. The transcript has 2 exons. The record is from RefSeq and is a predicted model, not a curated record. Lineage: Eukaryota; Fungi; Ascomycota; Pichiomycetes; Pichiales; Pichiaceae.